This is a messenger RNA of Penicillium olsonii, 5880 nucleotides long. The record is from the annotation of a GenBank genome assembly. NCBI's taxonomy places the organism in Eukaryota, Fungi, Ascomycota, Eurotiomycetes, Eurotiales, Aspergillaceae.
AUGGACGCCUCCGGCCUCAAGGCGAUUCUCACAUCCGACAAUUUUCCUCAUGCACAAGAUCUCUCACGGGCGACCUCGCCCGGCGGAGAGCCCGCCGCCGUGAAUGGCGAGGGUGAACCCGUAGCCCGAGUGCGACCUCGCACCUAUCCAUACUUCAAAUACCUUCCAUACAAGCCCGAAGAUGAAACCGAACGGAAUCAGAACCUGCGAGAGAUCUUGAAUCAGCUAUACAUCGCAGUGGAGGCCGGUGACUUCAACCCCGGGGCAGUGCAUUGGACACGCGAGCUUCGCGGCUGGCUGUCACUCAAGUUCGAUCCAACUCGGGCGGAGCGCAUAAGUCUGGUAAAACUCUACUAUGAGUUGGCACUGGCCCCUGGAAUUGAUCCCCAGGUCGCCGAGCGCUUCUCGAGCAUGUUCAUGCUUCUCACAAAGCGCAAGCAUUAUCUCAGACCCAUCAAAGAUUUGGUAUUAGAUUGGAAGCCACUCUAUAAAGAGCUCAAAGCCUUCGUUCUCCCCACCGAGUCCGGCCUCGUUCAUUCGACCAACCUGAAGAGAAAUGUCAAGACCUUGACCAAACUCUGCGCAUUUGCGCAAUUGUUUGUUGAUCCGUGUGAACUUCCCGCCAUGCUCGAGGAAUUCUUGCCGCAUUAUACCACAUCGUUUUCAGAGGGCGCCUUCGUUGUCGCAGGACUCAUUAAUUUGUUACUUCCGACAUCUCCGCCUCCCGAAUCCCGAGCAGAUCUCCUGCCUCAAAAUCAUCUCCCUACGCAGUUCCAUCUGUGGUCCUUGGUUGGUCGCUCAAAAACCUUUGACACCACCUAUUUAGAUUAUCUGUCUCGGCUUGCGCGUGACUCUCUUCCAGCCGGCCACAUCCCAUUCUCCGAAUAUGGUAUUUUCACGAAGGAUCAGUCUGGUCUCAUCUUUACGGCGAUUCUGAGGCUUCUGGAGAUUCCGGUUGGCCAAUCCACUUCGCCCUACAGCGCCCUGGUGGAUAUCUCUUCCGGUCUUGGCAUCAUGCUUGAUCGCGAUGGGCGAAAGCACCCCGUCGCUCACCACAUUGCUCGCUGGAUAGUCAUGUCAUUCUCCCCUGCGUGUGUGGACGCAGAGACUUCGGUUCUCACUCAACUAGAGGGUCUAAUCCAGGCCGUAGAAACAUUCUUCCACCCCUCCAACUCCGGUGGUUGGACUAAGACUCUGUCACAGCUGGUCUAUUAUCUGACUGACUUCUUCGUGAUGCGAUGGAAUCGCGAGAGAAGUGGAGAGUUAGACAUUCCCCCCGAGCGACGAUUGAAUGAGGCCCUGAAGCGACGAUUUGUGCUAUGCAUCCGGGAUGUGAUCUUCAUGGGCAUCUACGCCAAGAGCAGCAGUGCAAUGACCUUCUCACUUUCGACCCUGCAAGGGCUGGCCUACCUGGAGCCUAAUCUCAUUCUGCCCGGUGCUCUGCAGAGAAUCUAUCCUGCAUUGCAGGGUCUGGUGGAAGUGCAUCGAACCACCUCCUCUCUCCGGGCUAUGCAGGUGCUAUCUCGUAUCAUUGUACGCACCAGGGGAUAUCGUUGCCACAUGACAACUCUCAUGGGUCUUGCUCUGCCUGGUAUCGAUGCUAAUGAUCUGGAAAAAUCACUCCAUGCUCUCUCAUUUAUUCAGUCGGCUUGUUACAACAUCCCAAUGCAUGACCUCACCCAAGGACAGGAGGAUGUCAACUGCAACAUGCUUGCAAUGCAGUGGAUUUCAGGUGAAAUGGAGAGAAUGGAGGAGCAAGGCGCAGACUUGCAGAUGGACUAUGACACAGAGCUGGAUGACGAGACCGAGGAAAUGAUCCUACGCUCCUCGACAUGCGGCUUUGGGGAUUUCACAAUCUCUUUCCUGGGGCGUGUCUUUACACUCCUGGAGAAUCUGCCGGACGUUUCCAGGGUUCGUAAUGGGUCGCCUGAAGAAAACAUUGUGAACACACUACCCGCAACAUUCAUGCCACUGCUUGCAUCCUUGUCGCCAGAGUACUAUGACAUCGCCCUCACGAAAAUCGUGGAUUUUGUUUCCAACCACGUCAUCCACCAAGCGAGAGAUGCCAUGGCUUUCAUUUGCAACGCGCUCUGCAAGGUCAACCCCGAAAAGGCUCUCAAGCGCUUCAUCCCAGUCCUCACAUCAGCUAUCCGCACCGAGAUCGAAGAGAAUGGUGCUGGAUCGACCCGAACUACGGGCACUGAUGUCCUUCCCCGCGAUCGUGGAUUAGUCUGGAAUGUCAGCAUGCUCAGCAUGUGUGUUGUGCAUGUUGGAAGUGCCGUCAUAAACCACCGCAAAGAAUUGUUUGAUAUCGCCGUAUACAUGCAACAGAACUGCCGGGGAAUUCCAACUGUGCACAUUUCAAACUUCAUCCACCACCUUUUGCUCAACUUGACUGGGACCUACACGAACGAUUUCUCUCUGUACGAACCGUCUGUUGUUGCGAAUGGCAUUGGGCCUAAACUAUGGAGCUACCAGGCCGAUGUGAAUGAUCUUCAUAUCAAAUGGCAUGUGUCAACACGCGAGGAGGUCGAAUUUGCCGUCGACGUCUUCAAGAGCCAGACUGAGUCGGCUUUGAAGCAACUCUCUGCGCUUACCCACGAGACAUCAAGUGUCAAACGGGAUGGAAGUGGCAAGGACUGGUCAGACGAGGUGACUCGCAACCUUGUCCUCUUGCGACUCGUGCUAUCCGGCAUCUCUAUCCUUUUCGAUCCCAAGGCAGCCUCCACUACCACACAAGGCCCCUCGAACGGUGAUGUCGAUAUGACAGACGGUACAGGUGUCUCAGAUGCUACUGAUGCCGAUGCCGAUGUUGCCUUGGACAGCUCUGACGAUGCCAUAAUUCGCCAGGCAUUUACCUAUCCGACGGGCUACGCUCUCAAGGAGGGUGACCCCUUGUACAAUACUAUACACGAGCUUCGUGAACGCACCGGAUGGGUUUUGCAUGAAGUGCACCGUUUCUUGAGCGAUAAACAAGAAGAUGAUGUGCCUUGCUUCGGCGCUUUGUAUUCUGCGUUCAGAUCUUGGUUUGUUGACGUCGGCAUUGAGAGGUCCGCCCAUGUUCUUGACCGCGUAACAAGGCUGUUGGCAGCGGACAUUCAUCCUUACAAGAUGAGUGGUCUGCGGAAGCACUACCCCAGACCCUUGCUUGUACGCCGAGCCAAUGUGUAUCACCUCCAACGUCUUCGGCACAACGCUGCUCCACGCCCGCGUUCCAAGCUUGACGAAAUUCUUCUCCUUGACAUAGCCGAAUCAUGUGUCUCUCUUUACACGGAGACUCGUCGCAAUGCCCAAAAUGCAGGCGAAUCGGCACUCAAGGCAGUCUAUGGCGGAAGACUACUCGUGAUUCCUCCUCUUCUCACGGCGUUGCAAAAGGGUGUCAAGGAAAACGACCAUGCACGUAUUAAGGGUGCAUUGUUUUCCCUGCUCCUCAGCAGCGUUGCCAAAACCGUCGGGCGUCAUUGGAAGUAUGCUCCUGCACUUGUCCGAGCCUUCAUCGAUGCGAGUGCCGUUGAUAAACCUUCUGUCCAAAAGAUUUGCUCGAGCGCUGUCUUCCAGGUUAUGGAGUAUGGCCGCGCCAUGGAAAGAAUGGCCAUUCUAGACAAAGACAUUGUGGAGGCCAUUGCUCCGACUACGGACGUCAGCGAAGAAAUCCAGAAUAAGCGGGCUGUCGUGAAUAGCAAGCGUGUUGCCAUCGAAAAGAGAAAGGCUGAUCUGGCAGAGGAGCUUGUGAACCUGGCACGGGUAUCCCACUGGAAGAUCGCUAGCCGGGCUGCGACCAUUGUAAUCACAAUGGGUCUACGUUUCGACUACGUUGCUAGCGAUAACCUGAUCGAACUGAUGACUCUGGGCUCUAUUGACGACCAUCCUGGCCUGCGGGGCAUGUACUCCCAGGCUCUCAUUGCACUCUUCACUAUGAUUGAUGUGCGAGCCAUCUGCACCCACGACUACAAAAACUACAUUCUCGGACAUCAACGUUUCCCGUCGAAGAUCAAGGUCGCGACCAAGCCUGAUGAGAAGGGAUGGACUGAGGAGUAUCUGUCUAGCUUUGCGAAGCCUGAAGCAGAGUAUUACGUGGACCACGACUUCCCUGGCUGGCUCGUCUGGGGCAAGACUAUGCCAGCGUACAAGUCUAAUGUCGCUCGCGACAUUGACUACGAUGAGGUUGAGUGGAAAGUCCGCACGAAGAUGGGCAAGCUGUUCACUCGUGAUUGGUUCUCUAAAUUCUUCAUGUACUUGAAGCAGGAGCCGCGAGACCCCUCCGCCGACAAGUUCCGCAUGUCUUGUGCUAUGAUGCUCCUGUAUGCAUUCGAACUUAUGAUUCGCGAUGAGCUCACAGCUGUCUCGUUUGAGGAAAUCCAGGAAGAAAUCCAGGGUGUCUUUGAAGAUGGAAGCGACAAGCACCAGCACCGUGCCACGGCUGAGAUUCUUGGUGCUUUGAUCUCCUCUGUGGCCGAUGUAGGCGUUGAAAAACGCACCAAGAUCUGGGAAUAUGCUUUCCCUAUUGUGCGCAAGAUCUUCACUGACGGUCUCACCCCAGAGAACUCGGGGUACUGGACAACAUUCCUUCACAUGAUUUUGCAAUGUCGGGAUCCUCGCCGUGCCUGGCCCUUGGUUGAUUGGCUGUCCAGCUUCCGUCUUGACAUGUCAACCAAUGCCGCUUUCAAGGAAAGUUCCAAGAUCAACCUUUUGCACCAGUGCAUUAUUGAUUCCGGCUGGCAUUACCAGCUUGAGAAGCCUAUCGUGGAAGACUUCCUUGGCCAUCUAGACCACCCUUACAAGGGUGUUCGUGAGGCGAUGGGUCAGACACUCGCAACAAUCUAUCGUACAAGAUAUCAUGAAUCGUACCCUGAUGUUAGGCAUCUUCUGGAGGCUCAGAAAGCUUCUUCUUCUGUUGGAGACUAUCCCUAUGCCCCCAGCGAUGAAUUCUCCAAGAUGAUCCGUGGGGUGUUCAAUCAGAUUGAAGAAUGGCGCAAGGCCAGAACUCCUGGUCAACAGACUCCCUCAUCCUACACCUCAGGCAGCAAGACAGUACUUCUCUGGUUGGAUUCGACACUCUCAUCCCAUGAGUGUACACAGCUCGUUUCAUUCUUCCCCGACGUUUUCACUGCGCAGCUUCUGCACAUGAUGGACGUGAAAGAAGACCCGGAGCUUCAGUCCCUUGCAUACCACGUCUUCCGCCAUCUUCCCAACAUCCCCUACCCCGCCGAGAAGAACUCCGAAUUCAUCCAAUCUCUCAUCCGCAUUGGACAGACUUCUCCGUCAUGGCAUCAACGUUUGCGCGUGAUGAUCAACAUCCAAAUCAUCUACUUCCGUCGUCUCUUCCUGCUUGACCAAGGAGACCGCGACAAACUCUUCGAGUGCAUCGCCUCGAUGCUGGAAGAUCCUCAGCACGAAGUUCGCGCCGGUGCCUCAGCCACCCUCUCCGGCAUGAUCCGAUGCUCUCCCGUCUUCCUGCGCGACAAGAUGGUCAGCCGUUUCCAAGACCGCUUCACCAAAGCCUUGGCAGACAACCCUCUUCCCAAGAAGCCGAAGAACUUCCGUUCCGGAAUCUCUUCUGCGGUCUCGUCGAACGCCGGAACUCCCACGCCCGAGCACAACCGUCUCAUCAUCGUUCGUCACGGUGCCGUUCUCGGCCUGGGUGCCUUGAUCCAGGCUUUCCCUUACAACAGCCCUCCGCCUCACUGGAUGCCCGAGGCUCUGACUUCACUCAGUAUCCGUGCUGCCAGUGACCCUGGCAUCGUGGGUUCCAGUGUGAAGUCAAUUAUCAGUGAAUUCAAGAAGACAAGACAAGAUACUUGGCAUAUCGAUGCGAAGGCUUUCACUUCGGAUCAAUUAGAGGAUUUGUCGGGAGUGUUGUGGAAGAGUUACUUUGCUUGA